GACCUGUUGGGGUGUGCGUCCGGGCCGGUGGCAGUGCCUGGGGUCAGAGCGCUUCUCUACUCUGGAGUUUCUGACUUAGCUCACUCAUUUUUGAAACUCAGGCAGGGGAGAGCAAGGCAUCACCAGGCCCCUUUCAGCCUGACAGUGACUUGGGGUUUUCCGAGCUAAUAUCCAGGGUCCUACGUCACGCCCACGACACAGGCAGUGUGAGGCAGAGUACCAGAGGUCACCUGGACUCUUUUUCACUCGUCAGUUUUCGAACUGGAAGGGGCUUUGGGGUCAUCAUUCCAGAUCACUUUGCAGAUGAGGAAAACGUUCCACAGAGGGACAGGAAUGGGCUCGGGCCCCCCUGCCGCUCACACUACACUCAGAGCUCCCGCACAUUAGUAGUGAUUGAAGAUGGAUGCACAUGUGGAGACAAAGCCACCCUGUGACUUCCAGCCAUGACCAUCACCACCACCCACCAUUUCAUGAACACCCACUGUGUGCCAGGCACUGUUCUGGAUAUUGUGGGGGGGCACAGAGCUUGCCCUCAGGCAGCUCACAAGUAAUUUGGGUUUUGGAGCUGAAACCCACACAAAUGAAGCGGCAUAAAAAUGGUAACAAGCAGUAUUUCACUAGGAUGGGCUCCAAGAAGAAGGUUCAUGCAUUUGUCCGCGUCAAGCCCACUGAUGACUUCGCUCAUGAGAUGAUCAAAUAUGGCAGUGACAACAAAAGCAUUGAUAUUCACUUGAAAAAAGACACUCGGAGAGGAGUUGUCAAUAACCAGCAGACAGACUGGUCCUUCAGGCUGGAUGGAGUUCUCCAUGACGCCUCCCAGGACUUGGUUUAUGAGACAGUCGCAAAGGAUGUGGUUUCUCAGGCCCUGGAUGGCUACAAUGGCACCAUCAUGUGCUAUGGGCAGACGGGAGCCGGCAAGACAUAUACCAUGACAGGGGCAACUGAGAAUUACAAGCACCGGGGGAUUCUGCCCCGCGCCCUGCAGCAGGUCUUCAGGAUGAUCGAGGAGCGCCCCACCCACGCCAUCACCGUGCGAGUCUCCUACCUGGAAAUCUACAACGAGAGCCUGUUUGAUCUCCUGUCCACUCUACCCUACGUGGGACCCUCUGUCACACCGAUGACCAUUGUAGAAAACCCCCAGGGCAUCUUCAUCAAGGGCCUGUCAGUCCACCUCACCAGCCAGGAGGAGGAUGCCUUCAGCCUCCUCUUUGAGGGAGAAACCAACAGGAUCAUAGCCUCCCACACCCUGAACAAAAACUCGUCCAGGUCGCACUGUAUCUUCACCAUCUACAUGGAGGCGCACUCCCGGACUUUAUCGGAUGAGAAGUACAUCACUUCUAAAAUCAACUUGGUGGACCUGGCAGGCUCUGAGAGGCUGGGGAAGUCAGGGUCUGAGGGCCGCAUCCUGAAGGAAGCCACCUACAUCAACAAGUCGCUGUCCUUCCUGGAGCAGGCCAUCAUCGCCCUUGGGGACCAGAAGCGGGACCACAUCCCUUUCCGCCAGUGCAAACUCACCCACGCCCUGAAGGACUCGCUGGGGGGAAACUGCAAUAUGGUCCUGGUGACUAAUAUCUACGGAGAAGCCGCCCAGCUGGAGGAGACGCUGUCUUCACUACGCUUUGCCAGCAGGAUGAAGCUGGUCACAACUGAGCCUGCCAUCAAUGAAAAGUACGAUGCCGAGCGAAUGGUCAAGAACCUGGAGAAGGAACUGGCACUGCUCAAGCAGGAGCUGGCCAUCCACAACAGUUUGGCCAACCGCCCUCUGGUGACCUACGACCCCAUGGAUGAAAUCCAGAUCGCUGAGAUCAACUCCCAGGUGCGGAGGUACCUGGAAGGGACCCUGGACGAGAUCGACAUAAUCAACCUCAGACAGAUCCAGGAGGUUUUCAACCAGUUCCGAGUGGUUCUGAGCCAACAAGAACAGGAAGUGGAGUCUGCCUUACGCCGGAAGUACACCCUCAUAGACAAGAACGACUUUGCAACCAUUUCUGCCGUCCAGAAGGCAGGGCUUGUGGAUGCUGAUGGCCACCUAGUCGGUGAGUCCGAUGGACAUGGCUUUGGACUCGGGGUCAUCCCUUUCUCUGCCAAGCCUGUGAAGAAAUCCAAGGCCAAGAAGACAUUCAAAGAGCUGAGCGUUUCAUUGAGAAAGGAAGGUGCCAGCAGCCCUGUGAGUGGUAAGGAUCUGGAUGUGAUCUCAACCUCCAAGACCCAGCUGGUCCCACCUGGCAAGGAUGGCGAUGUCAAGGUCAUGCUUUCUCUGGAGAGGGAAACCCUCAGCAUCGAGCCUCCAACCUCAGGCUCCCCGAAGGAGGAAGUCUGCCUAGCCAGGCCCAGCACCCCUCCCUCCAGGACUGUGGCCUUUGAGGAUUUCAAGAAUGAGCGAGGUAGUGAGAUCAACCGCAUCUUCAAAGAAAACAAAUCCAUCCUGAAUGAACGAAGAAAAAGGGCCAGUGAGACCACACAGCGCAUCAAUGCCAUCAAGCGGGAGAUUGAUGUGACCAAGGAGGCCCUGAACUUCCAGAAGUUGCUAAGGGAGAAGCAAGGUGAGUACGAGAACAAGGGGCUGAUGAUCAUCGACGAGGAAGAAUUCCUGCUGAUCCUGAAGCUCAAAGACCUCAAGAAGCAGUACCGCUGCGAGUACCAGGACCUGCGUGACCUCAGGGCCGAGAUCCAGUACUGCCAGCGCCUGGUGGAUCAGUGUCGCCAGCGCCUGCUCAUGGAAUUUGACAUCUGGUACAAUGAGUCCUUUGUUGUCCCCGAGGACACGCAGGUGGCACUGAGGCUGGGCAGCAGCAUCCGACCAGGCAUGGUGCCUGUCAACAGGAUCGUAUCGCUGGGAGAAGAUGAGCAGGACAGGUUCACCCAGCUCCAGCAGACAGUCCUGCCCGAGGAGCCUGAGUCCAUCUCCUUCGUCAACGCCAAAGCCAAAACAGAGCAGAAGCAAAAUUACUUGAAAACCAUGAUGGGCCUCCAGCAGGCUCACAGAAAAUAGUCUCAUCACCAGUCCCUGGAGUUGAGGUUCCCUCAACUCUAACCUGCUGUAGUGGAGCUGCUGAACCACCUGCUGGGAGCUACUGCCUCCUGCCGUGCCGUGCCGGGAAGAGCAUCCUCCAGGACACACCCUUGCUCACCUCCACCGAAUACGUUCAGUUUUGAUUCAUUGUCUUACAUGCACAGACAGGAUAAAAUUACUUUCUAGUUUGGACUUUUUAGUGCUAAUUGAAGAACUGUGUUUCAUUUCCUAUCUGAAAGGACAUUCUUCCCUACGUACCAGAGGGGUUAGAACUGAGUUUCCAGUAGGAAGCAAAAGAGUAGCUCAGCCAGCAGCCUUUCUCCCUCUGCAGCCUCUUUCCUCUCCCAGAUGGAUGCCCGGGGGAGUGCUUGGUCUGAAGCUCCCUGCGUCCCAUGGUACCCCCGGGUCAUCUCUAGGGGCAUUGUGUCUGUGUCCUAAGCCAGGGAAGGCAGCAGCAGACUCUCCUGCCUUGGCAACCAGCAUAGGACCUGCUCUGGGCAGUGACCCUGGAGAGGAAUGAGGUCCACAUGCCAGGCAGCGGGUGAGCAGUGUCUGGAGCACCUGCCCUCCUUCCCCAGCACACGUGUGGCCUAAGCGUCAGAGUCUUUCUCUGUCUUCCUCCUGUUUGCUCCAUCUCAGUGUGUGACUGCAGAUAAACACAAGGGACACAGGCCAGGUUACCCUGGAUAGGAAAAGGGGUGACUGCUGAGGCUGAGCAAGGAAGAGGAGACGCUGUUCUUUGUUCAAGUUCUCAGAUGUAGCUCUGCGCUUGGUCAUACAAAAGGAAAAGAGCUUAAUAACUGCUUUGCUCUGAGGACAAAGUGCAGGUUUCUAGGGGUUUCGGAAGCAUCCUAGGUUGGGAAUUGUGGUCUCCACCAAGUGAGAAGUUUCAGGAAUCUUUCCUGAAAAGUUACCUUGGAGUCUUUCCUCUCUUGCCCACUUCUGUUCUUUGGGGGCAGGGCCUUGGCCUGGAGCCCUCUCUGAAUGCUCCAUCCAUGUGACGUCCUCCACAAGCCCUCCAUGCUGCUGGGAUUGGGAACAAGAAGAGGCCCUGGUCACCUGGCAGCCCUAUUGUGGGACGCUGUGAGAGAGAAGAUCCCAGGUCACAGCUGGUGGGUGACAUCUAGCUCAAGGACCACUUUAUAUGGGGAAAGCAUGAAGGAGCCCAGUCUUCUGGGGUGAGGAGAGGUUGCUACAUGGAAGGGGAGCAAGGGGACAUAUUUGGUGUGGCCCCCAAAUGCCAGCUAGGGACACACGUUACCAAUCAGGAGCAGGCAGUUUACCAAAAGGUGGAAAUGUCUGAAAGGCAAAUUGUCAUCUAAAAUAAGAAGAGGCUUGAAAUGAGAACAGUCCUGGCGUGAAAUUAGUAGCGAGAACCUCUCAGCUGUAGGCCAUCUGGCAAGGGGGUUGCACGUGGUGAAAGGUUCAGCUGAAUAACCCCAUGAUCUGUCCUUCACCCAUCAGUGAGCAGACGGGCGUGGGUUUUGUAAAACGAGAGGGCUUUCCCAUUCCUGUCCCACCACUUUUCCCCCAAACUGACUAUGGUCCUCAAACAGCUCUCGGAGACUCUGGGCCAAAGGUCCUGAUUGCUUCCCUUCCUUGCUGCUUCUACCCUUCCUAGGACUAUUUGGGGUUCUUAGGUCUUUGAGGGAUUUUUCAGGAAAUGGGGCAUAGAAAAUAGGGUUAUAUCUUCUCUCUGUUAGGACCACAGUGAGCAGUUGUUUGUAGAGUCUCAAUCUCUCUUCCCUCCAGUUCCUAGCAGUGGCCGGCGAGGCCUGGCCUUGCUGGACAUCCUGUCCUUCAGAGUCCUGAGCAGGCCUGAGACUUGCAGCUAGGUCCAGCUGGGCCUUGUAAUGGCAGCCGGUGCUGGCUGCUGUCUCGGGUUCACCUGUCAUCACACAGACCUCUCCCAUCAGUCUGCACUAACUAAAACAAGUGAUUAUCAGGGUGGGUGGAGCCACGGAAAUAAACAGGGAUCAUGCUGAGGACAUCACUGUCCACUUCUCAGGACAGGAAGGUAGAAGGCAUGGGAUCACUAGGCUUGUCAUUCCAGAAGACUGCCUCUUCUGGGCUGAUUCAACCAUCCAAAUUGCAUCUGAAAGGCUGGGCGUGGUGGCUCACGCUUGUAAUCCCAGCACUCGGGAG
Fukomys damarensis (Damara mole-rat) is the source of this 5158-nucleotide messenger RNA. It is a transcript of the gene Kif9, whose product is annotated as kinesin family member 9. Gene Ontology annotation, biological process: microtubule-based movement. Gene Ontology annotation, molecular function: ATP binding; microtubule motor activity; microtubule binding. The record is from RefSeq and is a predicted model, not a curated record. Lineage: Eukaryota; Metazoa; Chordata; Mammalia; Rodentia; Bathyergidae. Bases 404 to 2992 code for a protein of 862 amino acids. The transcript is spliced from 22 exons.